GGCUGCAGAGUUCUGAAGCGCGCCGCCGCCUUCAUAGCGGCGGCGCGCGCCCGAGGGGAGGGAGAAGGAGAGGAGGAGUUGGGGGGGUCACGGCUGCUGUUGCUGCCGCCGCCGCCGCCGGGGCAGGAAGAUGGUGGCGAGCGCGCGGGUGCAGAAGCUGGUUCGGCGCUACAAGCUGGCUAUAGCCACGGCGCUGGCCAUUCUGCUGCUUCAGGGCCUGGUGGUGUGGAGCUUCAGCGGCCUGGAGGAGGAGGAGCCCGGGGAGAAGGGACGACAGAGGAAGCCAAGACCACCGGAUCCAGGUGAAGGCUCUAAAGACAGAGAUAGCUCUGCUGGGCGACGGGGGAAUGCUGGCCGGAGGCAUGGGCGCUGGAAGGGCCGAGUGGAUAGCCCUGGGGUGUUGGUGGCCAAGGUGGUGAGAGCUGUGACGGGCAAGCACAGAGUUAGCCGCCGGGUACCCCCUGCCCUACCCAGAGAGCCCCUCAGCCGACAGAACCUGAGUACUGGGGGUGGGGGAGAGGUGCUACCUGGGGCAGGUGUGGGUGGCGCCUUCCAACAAGGUGACACGGGCAGCGUGGAGGGCGCUCCCCAGCCCACGGAGAAUGGCUUCACCCCCAAGUGUGAGAUCACAGGCAAGGAUGCCCUGUCUGCCUUGGCCCGGGCCAGCACCAAGCAAUGUCAGCAGGAGAUCGCCAACGUGGUGUGUCUGCACCAAGCAGGGAGUCUCAUGCCUAAGGUCGUGCCCCGACACUGCCAGCUGUCUGGAAAGGUGAGCCCCAUGAUUCAGUGGGAUGAGAGCCGAGUGCAGUUACCCCCGGGUAGGCCCUCAGUUCGAAUCGCUUACAUGCUGGUGGUUCACGGUCGUGCCAUUCGACAACUCAAGCGGCUGCUCAAGGCUGUUUACCACGAGCGACACUUUUUCUACAUCCACGUAGACAAGCGCUCUAACUACCUGCACCGGGAGGUGGUCGCUCUAGCCCAGCACUAUGCCAAUGUGAGGGUGACCCCUUGGCGCAUGGGCACCAUCUGGGGUGGUGCCAGUCUCCUGAAGAUGUAUCUGCGCAGCAUGCAGGACCUACUGGAGGCACCUGGCUGGACCUGGGACUUCUUUAUCAACCUUAGUGCCACUGACUACCCUACCAGGACCAAUGAUGAGCUGGUGACAUUCCUGUCCAAAUACCACGAUAAGAAUUUCCUCAAGUCUCAUGGCCGGGACAACUCAAGGUUCAUCAAGAAGCAAGGUCUAGACCGGCUCUUUCAUGAGUGCGACUCCCACAUGUGGCGCCUGGGGGAACGACAGAUCCCAGAGGGCAUCGUCGUAGAUGGCGGCUCUGACUGGUUUGCCCUGACCCGCAGUUUUGUGGAGUAUGUGGUCUAUACAGAUGACCCUCUGGUGGCUCAGCUGCGCCAGUUCUAUACCUACACGCUUUUACCAGCCGAGUCCUUCUUCCAUACUGUGCUAGAGAACAGCCCCACCUGCAACACCCUCGUAGACAACAACUUGCGUGUCACCAACUGGAACCGCAAAUUGGGCUGCAAAUGUCAGUACAAGCACAUCGUGGACUGGUGUGGCUGCUCCCCCAAUGACUUCAAGCCCCAGGACUUCCUUCGGCUCCAGCAACUCUCCAGACCUACCUUCUUUGCCCGAAAAUUUGAGUCAACUGUGAAUCAGGAAGUGCUGGAAAUCUUGGACUCUCACCUCUACGGUAGUUACCCUCCCAACACCCCAGCCCUCAAAGCUUACUGGGAAAAUGCCCACGACAUCGCCGAUGGCCUGGGUGGACUCAGCGAUGUCAUCCUCACGGCCUACACUGCUUUCUCCCGCCUCGGUCUGCACCAUGCCGCCGCCAUGGCAUCCCCUCCAACUAACCAGCUCUGCAGGUUUGAGCCCAAGGGCUUCCCAUCCAGUGUCCACCUGUAUUUCUAUGAUGACCGUUUCCAGGGCUAUUUGUUGACCCAGACAGUUCAGCCUGUGGCCUCUGGGCCUGAAGAGGCGCUGGAGAUGUGGCUGAUGCCUCGGGGGGCCCUGAAGCUGACAGAACACAAUGGUCAGGCCAACCGGCUGCAGAACCUGGAGGUGGGCACAGAAUGGGACCCCAAGGAGCGUCUUUUCCGGAACUUUGGGGGAUUGUUGGGGCCCUUGGAUGAGCCAGUGGCCAUGCAGCGUUGGGCCCGUGGCCCCAACCUCACAGCCACUGUAGUUUGGAUUGAUCCCACCUUUGUGGUGGCCACCUCAUAUGACAUCACAGUGGACUCUGAAGCCGAGGUCACUCAAUAUAAGCCUCCUCUGAGCCGGCCCCUGCGGCCUGGUGCCUGGACCGUCCGCCUGCUGCAGUUCUGGGAACCACUGGGGGAAACCCGUUUCUUGGUGUUGCCCUUGACUUUCAACCGCAAACUACCUCUCAGGAAAGAUGAUGGGAGCUGGCUGCAUGCCGGGCCCCCCCACAACGAGUACAUGGAGCAGAGUUUCCAGGGUCUGAGUGGAAUCUUGAACCUUCCCCGGCCAGAGCAGGCAGAAGAGGCUUCCAGGAGGCAUGCAGAAUUGACUGGCCCUGCCCUUGAGGACUGGACAGAUAGCACCUUGGGCAGCUUCUGGUCAGUGGCAGGGCUGUGUGCCAUAGGCCCCUCCAUCUGUCCCAGCCUGGAGCCCUGCAGCCAGACCAGCUGGAGUUCUCUCUCUCCUGACCCCAAGUCAGAGCUUGGUCCUAUCAAAGCUGAUGGCCGGCUGAGGUAGCGGGACCACAGUGGGAGCCUGGGGAAAACCCCAGAGUGUUGCACCUUAGAAACUCAGUAGAGGAAGAGAUGAUUGAGGGACUGUCCUCUCCCAUGGGUGAGAAGUUGGGGUCUGGCCCACUGUCCCAUCCCUCUCCUGCCUCGGCUGGAGUGAGCCCCAGGACCGAGUGGCAGGUGGACACCAACAGGCUACUUCUCAUACAGUUCUGAGCUGGAGGCUGGAGAAAAAUGCAGAAAACCAGAGUUCCUUCGGCUCCAGAGCCAACACUGUUCCUGCGCCCUCUUCAAUUUCUCUAGGUUGUACUUUCUGGUUUUAAGAUGACUCGUGCAGAGGGCAUAAGGAUAGGAAAAGGAGAGAGGAAUAAUGUGCAAUAAAGUUUCCAGCAGCCCUGGGGAGAUGCAGUUCCCCCAGGACUUGCAGAACAAGGGAACAACCAAGCACUUCAAGGGGAUGCCCAAGUCAGCCAGGGGCCCCUGACUGUGCCCUAGAAGCCUGGGACAUUAGAACUGAGGGCUCUAAAAAAAAAAGAGAGAAGAGCUACAAGGUUAACUGGAUAGAAUAAUUUAUGGAAUUGGGCACUGAUCAGACCAGGAGGCCAGAGAGGAGGAGGGAGAAGAAGUUCAGGGGUUUAGGGCUUCUGGGUCUCAGUCUUCUCUUUCCCCUUUAUGUGAAAUGGGUGCUGCCUCUGAGACACCUAGGGGGCUGACAGAUCAGACCCUGCAAAGCAAAGAGCUUGAGGGGUCCUGGCCACAGAGUGGUCCCUGGGACUCGAGAUCAGGGAGAAGUGCCCUCUUGGUUGCUCUGGAGGAGCCAGGGCAGCAGUGGUCCUGGAGUGCCGUGUAAAUCUGAAAUAUGCAACGGCAGAAAUAUAUCUCUUACAUCUCUAA
Molecule: messenger RNA, 3621 nt
Organism: Gracilinanus agilis (Agile Gracile Mouse Opossum)
Lineage: Eukaryota; Metazoa; Chordata; Mammalia; Didelphimorphia; Didelphidae
Gene: XYLT2
Product: xylosyltransferase 2
Exons: 11
Coding region: 131-2734 (867 amino acids)
Biological process (GO): chondroitin sulfate proteoglycan biosynthetic process; heparan sulfate proteoglycan biosynthetic process
Cellular component (GO): membrane
Molecular function (GO): protein xylosyltransferase activity
Source: RefSeq, a predicted model, not a curated record